AUGGCUGUUUCGCCCCGUGGAUCGCUGCUGUCGCUGGACCGUCCUGCCAGCUGGGCUAUUCUUACCCUGGUCGGAUAUAGGGCAGAAGUGCAGGGAGACUUACACAGAAUCUGGACAAAAGAUCACCAGGUCCAGAUCUGCGCCCCAAUGAAGGACCCUCCUUUCGUGCUAUGUUCCACAGUCUCCACUGUGACUCCACCAGGUCCAUCUGGGGUUCCCGCUGCAACCGCUCCCUCCCUCUCGCGCUUUGCGCGCUUGCCGCAGUCUUUAAGCCGGGCUGGACGAGUCCACCGCAAGGGAUAA
This is a messenger RNA of Penicillium cosmopolitanum, 303 nucleotides long. RefSeq lists its product as uncharacterized. Lineage: Eukaryota; Fungi; Ascomycota; Eurotiomycetes; Eurotiales; Aspergillaceae. The transcript has 2 exons. Bases 1 to 303 code for a protein of 100 amino acids. The record is from RefSeq and is a predicted model, not a curated record.